AUGCUCCCGCAUCCUAACGCCUGUCCCUCCCUUUUUCGGUCUUUCGCGUCUUCUUUCUCCGGCUCCCCUGCUUCUCUCGGCCCUUCUCCUUCUUCGCUCCCGGGCGUCUUGCGCGCGCGCGCUUCUCCCCUCUUUUUCUCGUCCGCCAUCUCCGGCGCCUCCCCGUUUGCCUGCGUGUCGGUGCGAACGUUCGCCUACGGUUUUUCGAGGGGUAAGCGAAAGGAGGACGACGCCCGUCGCCAGGAGGCGGCUCGAAAGGCGUUUUUCGAGUCGCUGAAUCAGAAGAAGCGGGAAGAGAAGGAACGCGAGGAAGAGCGCCGAAAACAGCGCGCAGAAGUACAGAAGCAGGGUCCUUUUCUCCACGGCAAGGACUACUACCAGAUCCUUGCUGUCAAGCGGUCAGCCACCCAAGAGGAAAUCAAAAAGGCCUAUAUUGAGGCGGCGAAGCUCCACCACCCCGACCAAAAUCCCGAGACGCCUGCCGAAGCAGCUAAGCGCUUUCAAGAUGUUCAGCAAGCGUACGCGACUCUGAAGAAGCCUUGGAGCAGAACCCUCUACGACCAGGAACUCGACGGAUCCUUCCGGAAUCCGCGGCGAACCGGAGCGGCGACGCACGACCCUAGCCGCGGUGGCCGAGCCGAAGAGAAAAUAUGGAAGGAGAACUGGGAGGAGACCGCCGAACAAAGAGAACAGAGACGCGAACGCUAUCGGCGCUACGCAGCUGGAAUCCGCGAAGACCUCCCCUACGUCGACACCAUAAACCCGGUCUGGAUCAUCGCUGGAACGUCGGCCGUCGUCUUUGGAUUCGCCGCGUACAUGAACGACCGCGGAAAGAAAUCCUUCGAUUCAGCCCUAAACGACGACUUCACGGACAAAGACUUUCGAGGCGACAAGCUGGUUCGCGCCUUCUUCAAUCCCUUCUCGGCAAAGUGGGAAAGACUCCCCGAUGGCUGUGACGCUCCCGCCCCCCACACCCUGCACGCGGUCCCUCGGUCACAGACGGAGCCUGCACGACUCGUUGUGGACAAGCGAACGGGCGAGACGCUCUGGGCCAAUCAAAUUCGUUCCCGGAACAGUUCAUCGUCUCCAGUGUCUGAUGCCUCUGAUGCGUAG
Molecule: messenger RNA, 1113 nt
Organism: Neospora caninum
Lineage: Eukaryota; Apicomplexa; Conoidasida; Eucoccidiorida; Sarcocystidae
Product: Chaperone protein dnaJ, related
Exons: 8
Coding region: 1-1113 (370 amino acids)
Source: RefSeq, a predicted model, not a curated record